Molecule: messenger RNA, 1521 nt
Organism: Botrytis byssoidea
Lineage: Eukaryota; Fungi; Ascomycota; Leotiomycetes; Helotiales; Sclerotiniaceae
Exons: 6
Coding region: 1-1521 (506 amino acids)
Molecular function (GO): heme binding; iron ion binding; monooxygenase activity
Source: RefSeq, a predicted model, not a curated record
AUGUUUGCAGUUGAAUUGCUCGAGCGACUCGGUUUGCCAACUGUCUAUCUUUGGAUUGGAUUCGGUCUGGUAGUCCUUCUAGCAUAUCCUACAUAUUUUGCAAUCUACAACCUAUACUUUCACCCAUUGAGAAAGUUUCCCGGGCCGCUCAUAGCCAGAUCCUCCUACAUCUGGUAUGCCAAGAAUUGGAUUGGAGGAAGAUGGCCUCAUGCAUUAUCUGAUCUUCAUGAAAAGUAUGGCCAAGUUGUUCGAAUAGCUCCUGAUGAGCUUGCAUUCAGCUCAGCUCAGUCUUGGAGGGAUAUUUAUGGACACUCGGUGAAGGGCAAGAAGUACUUUAGGAAAACCGACUGGUAUGCAGGUGUUGGUGAUCUACCCAGCUCCAUUUCGACAGAGCCAGAUCCACAAAAGCACAGUGCCAUGCGCAGAGUAUUAGCGAACGCUUUUAGUAAUUCUGUUCUGAAGGGCCAGGCAGAUGUCAUCAAUAAAUACUUGGACAUGUUUGUCAGUCAGAUCAAGAAACAUGAUAAUCCAAAUGGUAUCCCAGUCGAAGAAUGGUUUAACUGGCUGACUUUUGAUAUUAUCGGAGAUUUGACUUUUCAUGAAUCCUUUGGUGCAGUCGAAAACGCCCGAACCCAUUUUUGGAUUCAUUUGAUCAUCAACGGCAACUUUAUUCGAAGCCUCUAUCCAAUUUUCCAGAAGAUCCCUAUCAGCAGACUCUUCAUGAAAUGGAUCAUUCCAAACAUGGAUGAGAUUCGUCAGCAACGACGCGAACAUAUUGCUCAUACAAAAUCCAAAGCCAUGAAACGGGUCAAUCGUGAUGAUAUUGUCCAAAAAGAUUUUUUCAGCUUUUUACUUGGUAAAGAGGGGGCGGAUACUUCGGAGAUGUUCUUGACUGCGCAGGCUCACACUCUCAUCAUUGCUGGAUCGGAGACUACGGCUGUCACAUUGACGGCUAUGGUAUCAUUUUUACUUCGUUAUCCGGAUAAAAUGAAAAUUCUCGUUGAUGAAGUGCGUGGCGCAUUUACUGACAGGUCUCAAAUCAAUGUCGAAGGAACUCUGCCUCUAGAAUACCUCUUCGCUGUCAUUGAGGAAACGCUACGCAUUCUCCCUCCAGUACCAUUCGGCCUUCCUCGCACGUGCCCUGGAGCGGUCAUCGACGGUCAUGUGGUUCCAGAAGAGACCAUCGUUUCGGUCUCUCCAUAUACAGCAUGUCACGAUGUAAGAUAUUGGCAUGAUCCCGAGGGUUGGCAUCCCGAGCGAUGGCUCCCUUCUGGCCACCCUCUUCAUAACCCUGUAUUUGAUCAAGAUAAUAAAGAGGCAAGCAAACCGUUUAGUACUGGACCUCGAGUUUGCUUGGGUGUUAAUUUAGCAUAUAUCGAGCUGAGGAUGACACUUGCAAGGUUAUUGUUUGAAUUCGAUAUGGAGUUGAUGAGUAAACCGGUUGAUUGGAAUACAGAGUUGGAUUUUUUCCAGUUCUGGAAGAAGGUUGAGACGAGAGUGAAGUUUACGAGUCUUCAUUGA